AAAAUCCUUACACCUUUUAGUUGAUUAGAAUGACAGUUAAUAAUUAGUGAUUAGUUUUAGUUAACAAUUAAUUUUAACCAUGGAUCCUUGUGAAACAGUUUGUUUACUUGAGAGUUUCACUGAAUACGAAGAGGUUCAAACGUUAAUCGAUCAAUGUAUUUCUUUGGAUACUUUGAACUGCUCGGAUAAAGAUAAACAACCAGCCCGGUUAAUUGUUGAAUCUAUUUUUGAGACAUGGGUUAAAAUUUUUGACCGUUACCAGGAACAACCUCAUCUUAUUGAUCGUCACAUUGGUUCAAUAUUAACCCAAUUAAUUGGUCCAAUUUACCAACAGGCCAAGAAAAGUGAUUCGCCCUCAAUUCCUUCAAUCUCCUAUCAUACCUCUUGUAAUUUCAUUUAUCAUCUAAGUAAAGUUAGAGGAUUUAAAAAUUUGGUUCGACAUUUUCCUCACUCAGUUACUGAUUUAGAAAUUGUCAUCUACCUGUUAACCCAAGAAUCAACUCAAAAUCUGGUUACCUGGCGUACACGAUAUGUUUUAUUACUUUGGUUAUCACUUUUGGUCACUUUACCUUUUGAUUUUAAGAAAUUUGAUUCAACCGAAACGGAUAAUCAACAAAAGCCACUCAUCGAAAGAUUAUAUGACUUGAUUAAAGUUAAUCUAAUUGUUGGAGACACACCGAGAAUCGCAGCCGCUGUUGCCUGUGCUCGCUUCCUAACAAGGCCUGAAGUAUCAAAGAUUUACCUUGAAGGUCACAUUGAUUGGUGUCUAAACGUUAUCGAUGAAGUUUUCAAUGAUCCAAUGCAUCUUAAUAAUAGAAUCGGUGUUCUCACUUCGUUGGCUUAUAUUUUCAAGUUUGGUAAACGUGAAGAUAUCUCACCUUUUGCUAAUAAAGUUCUGAUGAAGAUAAUUGAUCACAAUAUACUAUCACAAUCCAAGCAUCUUUUGGUUAAAAUAAUGGUGAAAAUAGCCCAAAGAGUUGGUCUUAGUUUGCUUCGGAUUAAAAUUGCUUCCUGGAGAUACUCAAGAGGCCGUCGUUCAAUACUGGACAGUUUAAGACAAACAGAUUCAAAAUCAGGAACCAAUUCCGGUGAUGAGAAUACUUCAACCACUGAAGAUGAUGACGACAAUUAUCAUGUUCCCGAUGAAAUUGAAGAUAUUAUAAGUGUACUUUUAGACGGUUUAAGAUUUAAUAGUAAUCUUGUUCGUUGGUCAGCAGCUAAAGGUAUUGGUCGGAUUACAAGUCGAUUACCUCGUCUCAUGGCCGGAGAAGUUGUUUCAAGUGUUCGUGAGCUACUUGAUUCACCUGAAAACGAUGGCUCUUGGCACGGUGGUUGUUUAGCUUUAGCCGAACUUGCCAGGCGUGGAUUAAUAUUACCCGAUCAAUUGUCGCAAGUUCUUCCUCAGAUAAUUAAAGCUUCCGUUUAUGAGGAAUCCCGAGGAAACUUUUCCGUCGGUGAAACAGUUCGUGAUGCUGCUUGUUACGCAUUUUGGGCCUUUGCACGAGCUUAUGACGCUGAAAUAUUACGACCUUUUCUCGAUGGGAUAACCUCAACUCUAUUAGUAGUUUCUGUCUUUGAUCGGGAGAUUAGAUGUCGACGAGCAGCUUCAGCAGCCUACCAAGAGACCGUCGGUCGAUUAGGAUCUCAUAAUGUUCCCCAUGGAAUUGAAAUAUUAACCACAGUUGACAAUCAAGCGGUUGGCAGAACUCGAAGAGCAUUUCUUGAACUAAGUGUUUUCGUCGCACAAUUUAACAACCAUCUACAACCAUUAAUUUACCAUUUACUUGAUGCAAAAAUUAACCAUUGGGACCAAGAAAUCAGAUGUCUCAGUGCCGAAGCGCUGGCAAGCUUAAUCAAAUUGGCACCUAACGAAUUGAUAAAUGAUUUAAUCAUUCCAACAAUUUUAUAUAAAACCACAAGCUCUGAUUUAGCUACGAAACAUGGAUCGAUAAUAGCACUUGCAUGGGCUAUACAUUCAAUGAACCAAAUGAACAUUAAUUGUCCAAAUCAAAUUCUGGAAGGUAUUGAACGAAUAUCAACUGAGAUUAAAUCGUCACUUGGAUUCAAAGGAGUUAAAGGUGAACUUUUCCGUUCGGCGAUUUGUCUUCUAAUCGAGAAAGUCUCUCUCUCGUGUCUACCAAUCGACAAACAAUUUAUUCUCAACUGUUGGAUUGACAUUCUAAAAGAUUGUGUCUUCCAUACUAAUGAGACAAUCAGGAGUAAAGCGAUAACGGGAUUUGUGGCUUUAUAUGAUAACUAUUUCAUUGGUCAACCGGAGAUUGGACAAAUUUGGACUAAACAUUUACUCGAAAAUUGUGUAACUAAUCUUGAACAUGUUCGAUGUGGAUCAUUGGAAGCUCUUGGAUGUUUACCAGUUUCAAUCAUUUCCAUUGAGAUGAUAAAAAUUAUCUUCGAUACAAUUUUAACUUCUCUUAAUUCAAUAACACCCGAUGAAAGUAUUUGGUUUCAAUGGAAAGUUUCAGCAGUUAAUUGUUAUACUUCACUUUUAUUACAAAUGGAUAAUUUAACAAUCUCAAGUUUAAAUAGUCUAGUUAAUCAAAUUAUCGACCACAAUUUAAACGUGGCAAUUGAAGAUUAUACAACAAGCAGUAAAGGAGAUGUCGGUGAACCAGUUCGCAUUUCAGCAAUUAACUCAAUUAGGAAAAUAGUCUUGCACCUCCAUGGAUUAUCUUGUGAACUAUUAAACUACGACUUAAUCAAUCGAAUAAUCAAUCAAUUACUAAUCCAUUGUGUUUCCCAUCACAAUGAGAUGCGUUUGGUUGCCGGUGAAAAUUUUUUCCAAAUUGUUCAUGGGAUUGGUAAACAUUUCCAUUUAGAUGAUUUAAUCACCAUGUUACCCUGUAAAGAUGAAAUAUCCACCAUUCAUUUUAGAGAUGAAUCUAAUUUUAAUAUUUGGUUUCCGAUUCUAACAAUUGAAAGAUAUUCAUAUAACCUUUGGAAAGGUUUGGUUAUGAGUACCGGAGGAAAUCCCAGUUCAAUUGUUAAAACUUCAAUGGCCGCUCUUCUAAAUCAACUUAAAUCAAUCAAAUCAACUGAUAAGGAUAAAUUUAACCAAAUUAUUGACAUUUUUAUAAAUGUUUACCAAGAUAAUUUAACAGUGGAAAGAAUGUGUUUACAAUUGAUAAAUACUCUUAAUUCCAUGGUGAUUUCUGGAGUAUUUAAUGAUUUAGAAGAGUCAAAAAUUAACAUUCUAAUUGAUAAAAGUUGGUCGAUUGCGAAAAUAACAGCGAUUCCUAAGAAAAAAGUGGCAACCGUUCAACUUUUAUGUAACUGUUUACGUUUUAAAGGUUUACGCAAGAAAUGUUUGAAUAUUUUAUGCAUCUUUCUAUGUACCAAAUAUCCUUUUGUACGGACCAACACGGCAGACGAAUUGUAUACAGCGUUAAUGAUUUAUGAGGACAUUUUUCAAGAUAAUCUGGUUGGUGUUAACAAUGAAGAUAAAAUGGAUCAUAAUGAAGAUGGUGAUGAGAAAAACGAUGCUGAAGAUGAAACUAAACAGGAACAAGCUCUUAGACUUUUGACGGAAACUGAUUGGAACAAAGAAAGAAGCAUUUUAAUACCAAUCAAGGAUAAAUUGAAGAGCCUUUUGAGCUUGUGAUUGGUUUGGAUGAUGGAUCUCAAUCUUUGUUUACGUGUGUAAAUGAAUGAAUAAUCAGUUAGUUUGUAAUAGAAACGAAAUGAAACAAUUGA
Molecule: messenger RNA, 3711 nt
Organism: Panonychus citri (citrus red mite)
Lineage: Eukaryota; Metazoa; Arthropoda; Arachnida; Trombidiformes; Tetranychidae
Product: tubulin-specific chaperone D-like
Exons: 7
Coding region: 80-3619 (1179 amino acids)
Biological process (GO): microtubule cytoskeleton organization; tubulin complex assembly; post-chaperonin tubulin folding pathway
Cellular component (GO): lateral plasma membrane
Molecular function (GO): GTPase activator activity; beta-tubulin binding
Source: RefSeq, a predicted model, not a curated record